Molecule: messenger RNA, 1825 nt
Organism: Aspergillus heteromorphus CBS 117.55
Lineage: Eukaryota; Fungi; Ascomycota; Eurotiomycetes; Eurotiales; Aspergillaceae
Product: WD40 repeat domain-containing protein
Exons: 1
Coding region: 163-1713 (516 amino acids)
Molecular function (GO): protein binding
Source: RefSeq, a predicted model, not a curated record
AUUCUUCCAGCUUCGCCCCUCUUCCUGCCAACCCUCUUUGGAAUAGACCUCGGGGAAGUUUCCGGUUGAAUAUCUCUUCCUCAGACCGAUCAACCCCGAAAACACACCCUCCCCCAUCCUCUGUACUCCUCGACUCCCUCUUUUCUCGCACCAUACAUCACCAUGUCGUCGUCCCAAGAUCCCACCCGCGACGAGGACGCCUAUAUCGAGGGCGAUGAAGCCGAUGAGGUCAUCAACCGCGAUGAGGACCACCCCAUGGAGUCCGACGGAGAGGAUGAAGACCAGGACAUGACGUUUGAGCAAGAAAUCACCCUCGAGAACGACUCCGCCGCCCACUUCGACAGCCACAACGACUCCGUCUUCUGCAUUGCUCAACAUCCCAUUCACAACCACAUUGUCGUCACGGGCUCCGGUGAUGACACCGCCUACAUCUUCGAUUCCACGCCGAAUGAAGCGCGCCCCGUCCUCCCCAAGAGCUACGAGUCGGAUCCUCAACCGAGGCGCGAGCGCGAUUCGCUGAAGCCGAUCUUGAAGCUGGAGGGCCACACGGACACCGUCAAUGCGGUCGCAUUCACCGAGCCCAAGGGAGAGUAUGUCGUGACGGCGGGUCUAGACGGCAAGCUGCGUGCCUGGCGCGAUGCGACGGCCCAGGGAACCGGGGGCGCAUGGCAGUAUGUCGCGGAGAUGCAGGAAGUGGAGGAGAUCAACUGGGUCGCUGUGUGCCCGUCCGAGAAGGGUGAUGAGGGCAAGAGCAACGUCAUCGCUCUGGGUGCCAACGAUGGCAGUGCCUGGGUGUUCCGUAUCGACCACCGGGACGCCUCGCAGCCCAUCUCUAUCGUCCAGUCUUUCUUCCAGCACACCGGAUCCUGCACGGCUGGUGCCUGGACCCCGGACGGAAAGCUGCUCGCGACCGUCUCGGAAGACGGCAGCUUCUAUGUCUACGAUGUCUUCGGUGAGGCUGCCGCCGCCGGCGUCGCCUACUCGGCUGGAACCAACGCCGUGGUCGGUUUGACCGCGGAGGAUCAGCGCUUUGCGGUCGAGGGUGGAUUGUACGCUGUUACUAUCUCUCCCGGUGGCUCGAUUGCUGCUGUUGGUGGUGCAGAAGGCCACAUCAGGGUGGUCGGUCUUCCUCGUCUGGCCCCAGCCGGGGGCCCUGCUGCUGCCAAGGUCAAGGGCAAGAACGUCUCCCAGGCGUCGACCGGAGCCUCGGCUGCAGGCACCAUCCUCGCCUCUCUCCAGGCCCAGGGUGACGGCGUCGAGACCCUCUCCUUCUCUUCCCCUCCCCUGACCCUUCUAGCCGCUGGUUCCGUCGACGGAUCUAUCGCCCUCUUUGACGCCGCUCAUCGCUUCGCCGUCCGCCGCCACAUCCGUGAUGCGCACGAGGGCGCCGUGGUCAAGGUGGAGUUCCUUCAGAGCCGUGCUCCCGGGGGCCCCGUGCCUCGUCCCAACCCCAUUGCGUCCGCCGCUGCGGGCCAGGGCCAGACGUGGCUUCUCACCUCGGUCGGUAUGGACGGUAUCGUCAGACGCUGGGACGCCCGUGGAGGAACCGCGGCCGCUGCCCACGGUCUGCUGAAGGAGUGGAAGGGCCACCUGGGACUCGUCGAGAACUCCGAGGGAGAGCAAUCGGGCGGUAUCAUGGCAUUUGUGCAGAGCACGGACGGAAAGCGGGUCGUCACUGCGGGUGAUGACGGCAUUUCCUUGGUCUUCGAGUGAUUCUGGUAACGAUGGAUAGACAAAAAAAUUAUGUAUAGAUGCGAGUGCCUUAAGGGCAUAUUAUGUUAUGCGAAUCUGAUGAUCAUGUUUCUAGCCAAUUGGGCCAUGUUAC